Messenger RNA from Chelmon rostratus (copperband butterflyfish), 1119 nucleotides. Its product is annotated as receptor activity-modifying protein 1-like. Gene Ontology annotation, molecular function: coreceptor activity. Gene Ontology annotation, cellular component: cell surface; membrane; signaling receptor complex. The transcript is spliced from 4 exons. Bases 132 to 575 code for a protein of 147 amino acids. Gene Ontology annotation, biological process: calcium ion transport; intracellular protein transport; angiogenesis. The record is from RefSeq and is a predicted model, not a curated record. Lineage: Eukaryota; Metazoa; Chordata; Actinopteri; Chaetodontiformes; Chaetodontidae.
GGCUUUUUGUGACCAGUUGUGCAUCUGCUGGUUGGCUGGUAAACGAUUUGAAGCAUCUUCAGCACAGGUUCUAAUCGAGGCUUUUCUCCUGGGAUCCACAAGGGGAAAGAAAACAAAGAUAAAAAGCUGGGAUGGUGUUGAGUGCAUACUUGCUGGUACUUACCUUCGUCUGGACAGGACAGGCUGCAAAAUUUGUUGUUCCACCAUGUGACUGGCACAUGUUCGAGAGCAACGUCGACAACUGCCUGUCGGACUUCAACAAGAGCUUGGAGGCAAGUGGCUAUCAGGACGGGUGCCCGUGGCCGGCUGUGAAAGGCAACUACAACAAGCUGAAGCACUGUGUGGACGACUGGGCCAAUGAGUCUUGGUGUCGGGGUCACAGAUCUCUGGUAGACAAGGUCUUCAUGGCGGUCCAUGACACGCACUUCUCGGCCUGUGGGCAGGUCCAGGACCCCCCACUCACCACUCUCAUUAUGCUAAUAGCACCUGUUAUCAUAACCACACUACUCCUGCCGCUUCUGUGUGCUAAACUCACCACCUACAACAUAGAGAUGCCCAGCUCUUUGGGGCUCUGAUGAGCUGAACAAUCUUCCUAUCCUAUCUAUCCUAUGCAUAUACAUAUAUAAAAAAUGACACAUGCAUUCACAGAUAUACAAACAAUGAUCAACAUAUACCAUUUAUAGGCACUGUCUUUUUCUAAUAUUCAUUAUUCUCAUUAUAUAUGUGAAAACACUAGAUUGCAUGAUAUCAAAGGUGAACCCUAUGACUGAUAUUUCUUCAAAAGCAUCUUUAAAGCCAUUCAUCAUUGUCAUUUUCCCCCCUCACAUGUUCUAUACUACCUCUCAAUGGCUGGGUGUGUCAUGAGGUUCUGCAACUCAGCAUGAAUCAAGCAUAUCACACGUUCUCUAGACAGAAAUUUAUACUUGACUGUCUGAAUUCUUUGCUGUGAAUGUCUCAACUUUCUGGAACUCAUUAUUUUGUCAUAUAUGGUGAACCCCACCCAUCUGGCACCUAUAGUGAGCAGAGGAAAAAAAAAGAUUUACUGCACCGUUUCUCAGCUUCAUUCCAGAGGUCUAUGUGAUACUUGAAUAAUCUGUAUUGUACUGUAAUUAGUUAAGA